Messenger RNA from Coccidioides posadasii C735 delta SOWgp, 1287 nucleotides. RefSeq names its product cis-Golgi t-SNARE syntaxin. The record is from RefSeq and is a predicted model, not a curated record. Lineage: Eukaryota; Fungi; Ascomycota; Eurotiomycetes; Onygenales; Onygenaceae. Gene Ontology annotation, molecular function: SNAP receptor activity; SNARE binding. Gene Ontology annotation, cellular component: Golgi membrane; SNARE complex; endomembrane system. Gene Ontology annotation, biological process: endoplasmic reticulum to Golgi vesicle-mediated transport; vesicle fusion; intracellular protein transport.
AUGGGAGUCAUCCCAAUCCAAGAUCGAACGUCCGAGUUUCGAUCUAUCCUCGGCCAGGCCCAGAAACGACUGGCCGCAUCGAAAGCCGACGCCCGUCGCCAGGCCCUCCUUCGCCAGGAGAGCCAUUCACAGAAUGCAACGCCCAAAAAGUCAGAGUUUGCCAGGCGUGCGGCAGAGAUCGGAAGAGCCAUCACCGCAACAACUGCGAAGCUACAGCGACUCGCGCAGCUGGCAAAGAGAAAGUCUCUCUUCGAUGACCGACCUGUCGAGAUCUCCGAGUUGACCUAUGUCAUCAAACAGGAUCUCGCAUCCUUGAACUCUCAGAUUGCUGCUCUCCAGGCUCUCACGCUCUCCCAACACCCCAAAGCUUCCCGAAGUCUUGCAGACCAGGAAGGGCAGCAUAACGACAAUGUUGUGGUUAUGCUUCAAGGAAAAUUGGCCGAUGUCGGUGCCAACUUCAAGGAGGUUCUCGAAGUGCGCACCAAGAACAUUCAGGCCUCCCGGUCGAGAACAGAAAACUUCAUCUCCUCUGUCUCCUCCAAAUCCCAGCAUGCACUGAAUCCCCAACGAUCCGAUUCUCCUUUAUACAACCCACCGAGGAGCCGCAGCCCACAGCCACCCUCAUCUGAUCUACUUACGCUGGAACCUUCGCAGCUGAUGAUGAUGCAAGAAGCGCAGCAGCCGUCCAACACGUACAUUCAAGCUCGAGGGGAAGCGAUCGAAGCUAUAGAACGGACGAUCAACGAGCUCGGGGGCAUCUUUGGGCAACUAGCAACGAUGGUGAGCGAGCAGUCCGAGAUGAUCCAGCGGAUCGACGCCAACACGGAAGAUGUCGUGGAUAACGUGCAAGGGGCGCAUCGAGAACUGCUGAAAUACUGGUCGAGGGUGUCGGGGAACCGAUGGCUUAUAGCAAAAAUGUUCGGGGUUUUAAUGAUCUUCUUCCUCUUAUGGGUUUUAAUAUCCGGAUGACGCCUGUUCCCUCUUUCUUUUGCCUUUAUUUCUGUUGCCUUUCCUUUUUCCUUUUUCCCGUCAAUACCACUUUUCACUGUAUAAUAUUAUUAUUUCUGCGUGCUGCAUCUUCCAAUAAGCAGGGAUCACACAUCACCCCAGGGCAGUCCUUUCCUUUCUCUUUCUGUUUGCCUCUUCAUUUCUUUUUUUUUUUUUUUUUCCACCUUUUUUCAGCAGCAUUGUGGAUUCUCAGGCGUGGGCAAUUGCUCCAUAGAUGGCUGUGUUGCAUUUGAUAUCCUCACUUUUUGUAAUAGCCCAUGCACGCAUAGAGUCCAUCAG